AAUCACGUGGUGUGUACUGUUUUCGCACAACGUGGUUGUCGCCCAGGUAAGAAGAGGCUGCUGUUCCCGAGCUUGGGCUUUUUUCUCUAGGUAACGUGUGGUGUUUGAGAUCAGCUCUUCUCUACCAGCAAAGGCUGCAUGAGUGGGGGGCGGGUUCCCGCAAUCCUGCUCGGCACAGGGGCCGCUCUGCUGCUGUCGGUUCUUUGGAUGCCGGCGCUGCCGCCUGUGGCUUCUCGCCUUUUGUUGGUACCCCGAGCCCUGCUGUCCAUGGCUUCUGGAAGUCCCCCGUCCCAGUCCUCGCCGCCUUCGGGCUCUAGCUACGUUCCGGGCUCGGUCUCCGCAGCCUUCAUAACUUGCCCCAACGAGAAGGUCGCCAAGGAGAUCGCCAGGGCUGUGGUGGAGAAGCGCCUAGCAGCCUGCAUCAACCUCAUCCCUCAGGUUACAUCCAUUUAUGAGUGGAAGGGAAAGAUCGAAGAAGACAGUGAGGUGUUGAUGAUGGUUAAAACCCAGAGUUCCUUGGUCCCAGCUUUGACAGAUUUUGUUCGUUCUGUGCACCCUUACGAAGUGGCUGAGGUGAUUGCCUUGCCUGUGGAACAGGGGAAUUACCCAUACCUGCAUUGGGUGCGCCAGGUCACAGAAUCAGUUUCUGACUCCAGCCCAGUCCUACCAUGAACAGCCCUGUACCUGCCAUGAUCCCUCUGACUUCCAGGUGAUGACUCGGCCCCCAUUAAAUCUUACCUUUGGUUCUUUCUGC
Messenger RNA from Otolemur garnettii (small-eared galago), 754 nucleotides. It is a transcript of the gene CUTA, whose product is annotated as cutA divalent cation tolerance homolog. The transcript has 6 exons. Lineage: Eukaryota; Metazoa; Chordata; Mammalia; Primates; Galagidae. Gene Ontology annotation, biological process: response to metal ion. Gene Ontology annotation, molecular function: copper ion binding. Bases 139 to 672 code for a protein of 177 amino acids. The record is from RefSeq and is a predicted model, not a curated record.